Molecule: messenger RNA, 1167 nt
Organism: Exophiala spinifera
Lineage: Eukaryota; Fungi; Ascomycota; Eurotiomycetes; Chaetothyriales; Herpotrichiellaceae
Exons: 2
Coding region: 1-1167 (388 amino acids)
Biological process (GO): nucleotide metabolic process; inosine salvage; nicotinamide riboside biosynthetic process
Molecular function (GO): magnesium ion binding
Source: RefSeq, a predicted model, not a curated record
AUGGCGAGGUCAGCACGUCAGAGAUACGCGGAGAUCUUUCGAGAUGUCGAGGAUCUGAUUGUUGACGAAAUCAACCAUCAGGCUUCGCCGAGUACCAAGUCGAAGCUCAGUAUGUUGGUACCAACCAUUUCACCUUUCUUCACACCACUCGCACUCGAAGACGCAUUCUAUCACCAGGACUCGAUACGAGCGAUAUCUUCGCGGCGAUUCGUUGCUCCCUCAUUCAAUGAUAUCAGGCUCAUCCUCAACACGGCGCAAAUCAUGACUAUGAUGCGGCCAAAGCUAUACCGCUCACUCUAUGUGAAGAUAUCAACUGGCUUGGAGUUGCUGACGUUCGAUGGUGAUGUCACGCUGUAUGAGGAUGGUGCAUCUCUUCACUCACCAGAAGCUAACCCCGUCAUUUAUCGGCUGCUCCAUUUUCUCGCUCACGAUGUCCGAAUCGGCAUCGUUACGGCAGCAGGAUACACACAACCAGAACGCUACUUCGACCGUCUAUCGGGGCUGCUGAUGGCUGUCAAAGAGUCUACCACACUUACACCUAGGCAGAAGUCUAACCUCAUCAUCAUGGGUGGAGAAUCAAAUUUUCUCUUGGUCUUCGACGAGCAGGCAGAGCAUUGUCUACGAUACGUACAUCGACGAGAAUGGGUGAUUGACGCCAUGAAAAAUUGGUCUGAGUCAGCCAUACAGUCCCUGUUGGACGUAGCAGAAGCCGCUUUCCAUUCGUGUAUUCGAACGCUACAUUUGCAAGCCAAAGUUCUCCGGAAGGAGAAGGCGGUCGGGAUCUACGCCGCAGACCAGUCUCAAAAGCUCACUCGAGAACAACUGGAGGAAACUGUCCUGGUAGUGCAGCAAGUAGUCGAGUCUACAAUGACUGCAUCGGGUACUGGCGAGCCAGCUGCGCAUGCUAGCAUUCCAUUCACGGUGUUCAAUGGUGGAGCUGAUGUCUUUUGUGACAUUGGGGACAAAUCAUUGGGGGUCCAGGCAUGCCAGAAAUGGUUCGGAGGCAUCUUGCCCUCUCGGACACUGCACGUAGGCGAUCAAUUCUUGAGCGGAGGGGGAAAUGAUUUCAAAGCACGUAGUGCUUGCUGCUGUGCCUGGAUUGCGAAUCCUGCGGAGACGGUGUCGUUGCUGGAUGAAAUUAUAGCAAUGCAGGUGAAGGUGUCGUAG